Molecule: messenger RNA, 987 nt
Organism: Chlorocebus sabaeus (green monkey)
Lineage: Eukaryota; Metazoa; Chordata; Mammalia; Primates; Cercopithecidae
Source: RefSeq, a predicted model, not a curated record
AUGCAACUGGAGCUUCCUGAGUUCAGGACCAUAGCCUAUACCACAUCCGGUAGUCUGACGGAGGAGAGCCUGUCCCGCCUCCUGUCCUCCUGUGGCCUCGCCCAGUCUGUAGAGCUGCAGGAGAAGCUGACCUGUGUGGUGUCUCAGCCAAGUGGGGUGUCAGCGCCAUUGGCUCCCUGAAGGGCCCUGCUGGUGUCCACAGAGAGCCACCCUGUGAAGAGUGGCAUUCACAAGUGGAUCAGUGACUACGCAGACUCCAUACUCGACCCCGAGGCCCUGAGGAUGGAAGUGGACACGCUUCAUGGAGGCGAGACCAGGAAGAUCGCUGAGGUAGAGGCUCCGCAGGUUCAGGAGGAGGAGGGGGUCCCUGACGAGGAGGGCUGGGUGAAGGUGACCCGCCGGGGCCGGCGGCCUGUGCUCCCCCGGACUGAAGCAGCCAGCCUGCGGGUGCUGGAGAGGGAGAGACGGAAGCGCGCCCGAAAGGAGCUGCUCAACUUCUAUGCCUGGCAGCACCGGGAGAGCAAGAUGGAGCAUCUAGCGCAGCUGCGCAAGAAGUUCGAGGAGGACAAGCAGAGGAUUGAGCUGCUGCGGGCCCAGCGCAAAUUCCGACCCUACUGAGCUGCGAGAGCCGCAGUGAUGGCUGGAGGUGCGGGGCCUGGAGGAACAUGAGGCCAGGCAGGGACUGCAGCCAUCUCCGAGAGGCCGAGCUCUGGGAAACGGGCCCCAGGUUGAGGCCACCCCGUCCAGCAGCCCCAUGAGGGUCCACACAGGCCAGGAGUGAAGGGCCAGGCCACCCCUCGGGUCUUGGGCUUCAGCAGUCCUGGGCACCUGUCCCUUCCUGGGUGUGCCCAGAGGAGGACUUGUCCCUUCCGUCUCCUGCCUCCACACCCUCCUGUCAAGGACCCUGCAUGAAUCCGCUCUGUUUUCCCUUUUCCCUCAAUGGAAAAGCCCUUGAUGGUAACGAAACAGCCUCAAAAGCAGUGAGAA